This is a messenger RNA of Camponotus floridanus (Florida carpenter ant), 1733 nucleotides long. Its product is annotated as kynurenine/alpha-aminoadipate aminotransferase, mitochondrial. The record is from RefSeq and is a predicted model, not a curated record. The transcript is spliced from 9 exons. Gene Ontology annotation, molecular function: L-kynurenine:2-oxoglutarate transaminase activity; pyridoxal phosphate binding. Gene Ontology annotation, biological process: biosynthetic process. The coding region runs from base 106 to 1362 and encodes 418 amino acids. Lineage: Eukaryota; Metazoa; Arthropoda; Insecta; Hymenoptera; Formicidae.
UUAGUAAUAUAACAUUAAUUCGAGUCAGUCAGCAACAAGUAUUCGUAAUCGCAAGAGUGAAUAAGCACAAUUGUAACAGUUACCGUGCGCGAUAUAACUCUCAUUAUGGAUUACACUAAAUUCUAUUCUGAAGUCACCAAUAGACGAAGAAACAACUUAAUUUUACACUUGUAUGAUCUAUACAUGUCUCAUCCAAACGGUAUAUCUCUUGCUGGUGCUUUCCCAAGUGCCGCUACAUAUCCUGUUGAAGAUAUUUCCGUGACAUACAAACUCGACAAUUUGAUAAAAUUUAGCAAACCUGAAGUGACUGCAGCGCAGCAAUAUCAUUCUGCACAAGGUUAUAAACCACUAUUGGAAAAAUGGAAGGAAUUCCAAAAAAUGUGGCAUACACCAAUGCAAAACAAUUGGGAUGUCGCAAUAACGUGCGGUUCCCUGGAGGGUUCCAGUAAAAUCUUUGAAAUGAUGAUCAACAAAAAUGAUCCAGUUUUACUCGAAACGCCAGCAUAUUCUGGAAUAAUUGGAGCGUUAGCACCGCUGUCACCAGAUAUUAUAGAGAUCAACCAAGAUGCCGAAGGACUCAUUCCCGAGGAGAUUACUAAGGAAUGCGAGCAAAGACUUGCCACUGGUAAACCGAUGCCAAAAUUACUUUACACUAAUCCGACAGGAGCAAAUCCUACAGGCACCGUCUUGUCGGAGACCCGACGAAGGAAAGUGUACGAAUUGGCGCAAAAAUACAACUUUCUGAUCGUCGAGAACGAUUCUUACUACUUUGUUCACUUCUUAGAUAAACAGCCUACAUCAUUUUUCUCUCUCGAUACUGAUGGUCGCGUAAUCAGAUUGGAUUCGAUCAGCAAGAUAAUGAGCACGGGGUUUCGCAUCGGAGUCGUCACAGCCCAUAGAGACAUUGUGAAAAAACUGACUCUUCAUAUGGACAGUUCUACUCUACAAGCGUCAUCUUUGUCCCAAAUGUUUUUAUACAAAUUAUUCGAAGUUUGGGGAUCACAGAAAUUGGAAAAAUAUUUCAAAGAUAUACAAAAGUUUCAUCGGGAGCGACGUGACAUAAUGCUAGCCAUAGUUGAAAAACAUUUGACAGGUUUGGCGGAAUGGUACGUGCCGCAAGGUGGAUUAUUUCUUUGGAUCAAGCUGACGUCUAUAGAUAAUGUACUAGAUUUAGUGAUGAAAAAAUGCGUGCCUCAAGGUGUCCUCGUUGUUCCUGGAAAUGCCUUUUACUAUGAUCCUUCAAAACCUAGUAACCACUUAAGAAUUAGCUUCACUAUCUCGCCAGAAGAUAUGGAAAAGGGAAUAUCUAUACUAGCCAAAAUAAUACGCGAAGAAGUAGCGAAGAAAAAUAAUGUUGAGUGAGCAUGUUGCAUGUGAAAGGAUUUUUAUUAUCUCAUACGUAUCUAAAGUUAAAAAUACUUAUCUAAAGAAUUUGUGUUGUUAAGAUCAAUAAGUAAUUGUGUAUUUUUGGAAAUCCUCUAAUAAGGUUUCUGUACUUUUAAAACGUCGAAUGCCAUCUACACAUCGAAAAGCUGUGAUCGGUAACUUACUGACAAAUUUUUCUGAGUAUGGUUUAAUAUCUUACUCUAUUUGUAUAUGGACGGAAUGCUUUAUUAAUUAAUAACAGUAUUAAUUUCAAAAUUUCAUCAUCAAAAUAACGAGCUAUAAGUCAAAUCAGCUUAAGUGAUAAACACAAUUUCUGUUGUAGAAACGUUUAAUAUAUCAUAUCAUAG